Loxodonta africana (African savanna elephant) is the source of this 2202-nucleotide messenger RNA. RefSeq names its product beclin 1 (gene BECN1). Gene Ontology annotation, cellular component: phosphatidylinositol 3-kinase complex, class III, type I; phosphatidylinositol 3-kinase complex, class III, type II; phagophore assembly site. The transcript is spliced from 12 exons. NCBI's taxonomy places the organism in Eukaryota, Metazoa, Chordata, Mammalia, Proboscidea, Elephantidae. Gene Ontology annotation, biological process: cellular response to nitrogen starvation; late endosome to vacuole transport; autophagy. The record is from RefSeq and is a predicted model, not a curated record. Bases 229 to 1575 code for a protein of 448 amino acids.
GGAAGUUCUCCGCUGAAGGACCGGGAAGCAGCUGAAGUCUGUGCGAUGGCGGUUCUGGGUGCUUUAUUCAGGGGGAGGCCCGAGGCUACGGUGCCACCGCGGUAGACUGGACCUGGGUGGCGGGCUCCGGGGCCCCGAGGUGAAGAGCAUCAAGGGCUGAACUCAGACCUUAGAAGGGAACCUGGGAAUUGUGACGGCUCCUCUUGCGCCCACUCUCUCACCCCAGGAAUGGAGGGGUCUAAGACAUCCAGCAGCACCAUGCAGGUAAGCUUCGUGUGCCAGCGCUGCAGCCAGCCCCUGAAACUGGACACGAGCUUCAAGAUCCUGGACCGUGUCACCAUCCAGGAGCUCACAGCUCCAUUACUUGCCACAGCCCAGGUGAAACCAGGAGAGACCCAGGGGGAAGAGGCCAACUCAGGAGAGGAGCCAUUUAUAGAAACUCGCCAGGAUGGUGUCUCUCGCAGAUUCAUCCCCCCAGCCAGGAUGAUGUCUACAGAAAGUGCCAACAGCUUCACUCUGAUCGGGGAGGCAUCUGAUGGCGGCACCAUGGAGAACCUCAGCCGAAGACUGAAGGUCACUGGGGACCUUUUUGACAUCAUGUCAGGCCAGACCGAUGUGGAUCACCCACUGUGUGAGGAAUGCACAGAUACUCUUUUAGACCAGCUGGACACCCAGCUCAACGUCACUGAAAAUGAGUGUCAGAACUACAAACGCUGUUUGGAAAUCUUAGAACAAAUGAAUGAGGAUGACAGUGAACAGCUACAGAUGGAGCUGAAAGAGCUGGCACUGGAGGAGGAGAGGCUGAUCCAGGAGCUGGAAGAUGUGGAAAAGAACCGCAAGAUAGUGGCAGAAAAUCUCGAGAAGGUCCAGGCAGAGGCUGAGAGACUGGAUCAGGAGGAAGCUCAAUAUCAGAGGGAAUACAGUGAAUUUAAACGCCAGCAGCUGGAGUUGGAUGAUGAGCUGAAGAGUGUAGAAAACCAGAUGCGUUAUGCCCAGAUGCAGCUGGACAAACUGAAGAAAACCAACGUCUUUAAUGCAACCUUUCAUAUCUGGCACAGUGGACAAUUUGGCACAAUCAAUAACUUCAGACUGGGUCGCCUGCCCAGUGUUCCUGUGGAAUGGAAUGAGAUUAAUGCUGCUUGGGGCCAGACGGUGUUGCUGCUCCAUGCCCUGGCCAAUAAGAUGGGUCUGAAAUUUCAGAGGUAUCGACUUGUUCCCUAUGGAAACCACUCAUACCUGGAGUCUCUGACAGACAAAUCUAAGGAGCUGCCGUUAUACUGUUCGGGGGGGUUGCGGUUUUUCUGGGACAACAAGUUUGACCAUGCAAUGGUGGCUUUCCUGGACUGUGUGCAGCAGUUCAAAGAAGAGGUUGAGAAAGGCGAGACACGUUUUUGUCUUCCUUAUAGGAUGGAUGUGGAGAAAGGCAAGAUUGAAGACACAGGAGGCAGCGGCGGCUCCUAUUCCAUCAAAACCCAGUUUAACUCUGAGGAACAGUGGACAAAAGCUCUCAAAUUCAUGUUGACGAAUCUUAAAUGGGGUCUUGCUUGGGUGUCCUCACAGUUUUAUAACAAAUGACCCUUUUUUUUUUUUUAGGAGGAUGUUUGCCUUAAAGGCUUUAAUUUUUGUUUGCAAAAAAAUGUUUUAAAUUAAAUUUGGAUAAUACUGAACAGCAAAUGUUUACAAUACCAAAAAAAAAAAAAAUCAUGAAAGCCACUUUAUAUAUUUUAGAAUAUCAAAUGACAGUUUCCAGAGCUACAACGUACCGUGGAUAGCUACCAGUCCCUGUUGUAGUUUUGACUCUUAAUCCCAUGCCUUCCUUUCCUCCCUUCCCUAAAACUACUAAUUUAAGUUUUUUGUUGGUUUUUUUAAAACUAAGAGUUAAAUUGAGAUGGAUGUGCUUCCACUGGAUUUUCUCUCUCCACUUCUUGCAUCUACAACAUGAAAUAGAAACCUUGGUCUCCACUAAGAUGAGCGAGAUGUGCGAGGCACACAGUUGGGUAAUGUGGGAAAAUGACAUACAAGCUUUGCCUGGUCACGAUGUGCUGUGAUUAGAAGCUUGGAACUUAACACUUCUCACUUGGCUCUAGUGAAUGCCUCCUCCGCUCUGUGUUAGAGAUAUGAAAUGGUGUUUGAUACUGUUUGAGCAUUAUGGAAAGAUUUAAUUAUUUGUAAUAAAAGAGUUGCUGCAGUCUGAUAACUGCC